Messenger RNA from Scutellospora calospora, 270 nucleotides. The record is from the annotation of a GenBank genome assembly. NCBI's taxonomy places the organism in Eukaryota, Fungi, Glomeromycota, Glomeromycetes, Diversisporales, Gigasporaceae.
AUGAACACCACCAUCACCUCCGCCAUUAAUUUAUUGCGUGAACAAACCCGAAUAAUUGAUUUGACGUAUCAACAAAAUAUUGACCUAUUAGAAAAUUAUUUUUCUAGUUUCAGAGGUCCCUUACCAAAAGUAAAUGGGAAAAAACUAUUUGGUUUAGUAUUUAACCAAAGAUGCGACCAAGCCGGUAUAGCGAUCCUGCCAAAAGAAGCUGGUGAAUACGUUAAAGUUGAGCUCUGGAAAAGCUCGGGACCUGCAGAACGAUACCAAUGA